Bipolaris oryzae ATCC 44560 is the source of this 753-nucleotide messenger RNA. RefSeq lists its product as uncharacterized. The record is from RefSeq and is a predicted model, not a curated record. The coding region runs from base 1 to 753 and encodes 250 amino acids. The transcript has 3 exons. Lineage: Eukaryota; Fungi; Ascomycota; Dothideomycetes; Pleosporales; Pleosporaceae.
AUGCAUAUCUCGAACACAAACAAAGUUUCAACACAUUUCAAAACAUGCAUGAAGGCUACAUCCGACACAACCACAAACACAUGCAAUGCCAGACUCACGCCUUCUCGAUACUGUCUCGGCCAUUUACUCCGCAAAACGCGGUCUGCCAGCAAAAGCAGUAACAAUGAGAACGGCUUUUACGGCUUCAUUCAUAUGCUGUGCGACCAGCAGACGCAGUACAUGACUAGAACUGCAGAGUCGGUGAAACUAGGUGGAUACUUUCUACGUAAGUUCAUUGUCACGGGGUACUUUCAAGACCGAGGAAGAGCAGUCGCCAGGUCUUGGGAAGGUCCGAAUAGUUUGCAGUGGCUGGGGGAAGACAAGAGUUUCGAGAUAAUGGAUAAGGCGAUACCAGAGAUGGAGGCAAGAGAGGCAGUGAACCCACCACUGUGCUUCUUUGUGAACGCAUCCGGCACCAUUCAUAACACCAUUACUACGAUAUCGCGAUCGCUACUCACACCUCAAUACACCCAACCCACCGCCUCCCAAACCCUCCUCGGAAACUCUUCACACCGCGGAAUAUCAGCACACCAAACUGAAACACCCACCAACGCAGCCCCCAUCCCCGCUACAAACUUUAUCUCCCAAUCUCACUUCUAUUGCACAACUAUCUCUCUCGCCAAAGAAGCAAAAAAAUUGAUCUUCAAUCGAAACCAAGCCCAAAACCGAGACCGCGGUGUGAAUACCGAAAAAGAAAACCUUCCAUCGCGAUGA